This is a messenger RNA of Drosophila novamexicana, 2598 nucleotides long. RefSeq names its product acidic repeat-containing protein. Gene Ontology annotation, molecular function: protein binding. The record is from RefSeq and is a predicted model, not a curated record. The coding region runs from base 562 to 1554 and encodes 330 amino acids. The transcript has 8 exons. Lineage: Eukaryota; Metazoa; Arthropoda; Insecta; Diptera; Drosophilidae.
CCACAACACAUUCUAUCCAUACAAAAUUCACAAUUCACGCCUAAACAAACAUUAAGUUGCUGUUGAAAAUAUAUGAGACAACAACUAGAACAAAACAGAAAUAAUUUAUUUAAAAAAAAAAAAGUAAAGAAAAAGCGUGCAUAGUAAAACAAUUUGAUAAUAGAAGGACUUUGGCGCAUCCUCGGUUGCCCCUGAGUGCUGCUGCACUCUCGUGUGAAAACAAAAACAUAAGCACAAAUCUUUUACGGCAUCUCAACUGCGUAGUACCCAAAGCAAAAACAAUAUAUAGAAGUAAUUCCGCCCGGAUUAAAUAUUUACAAUUGGUUCGGCACUAAUUAGACGAGGGAACUCCGUAAUACCCAAAGGCAGCGAAAAGUCUACCAAGAAGCAACUGAAGCAACUGAACUGAACUGAACUGCAACAACCUGAGAGCCUGAGAAACGCUUGGAACAGCCGCCGCUCGUAAAUAAUUGAAGACAAUCCACAGAAGAUGCAAGAGCCCGUUGCUUAGACUAAAUGCCAAAGCAGGAUUAGAAACUGUGCCAAGGAUCAGAUAGAACCAUGUCAAAUCCGCUGAACAUGGACAAAUCGAAUGGCAAUGGCGUGUAUGCAACGAGCAGCUGCCACAUGGAUAAUGUGGCUGCCACAACAACAGCCAUGAACACGGCAAAUAAUAUAAAUAUUAUGAAUGGCGCCGCGGCUGUUGCAGCUGCCGCAGCAGCCGCCACGCUGCCCACAUCCGCCUCCAGCGAGGACCUCAGCCAGAGCCUGUCCGAGUACACGGACGCCGACGAGAGCAUAUCAGCACCCACAGAGUUUCUCGCCGAGUUUCUGUCUGCCGUCAUGCUCAAGGACUACAAGAAGGCUUUGAAAUACUGCAAAUUGAUUCUGCAAUACGAACCAAACAAUGCAACGGCCAAGGAGUUCUAUCCACUCAUAUUGGACAAGCUGCGCUUGGCCGCAUCGAGCGACAGCGACGAGAACUACAAUAAAUCCUCAUCACCCGAGCUGGCAUUAGAUCUGGAGGCGCCCGAGGAGCGCGAGGAUAGCGAUAAUGACGAUGAUGAUGAUGAUGAGGAUGAUGAUGAUGUGGAUGUGGAUGAGGAUGAGGAUGUAGAUGAUGAGGAUGACAUUGACAAUGUGGAUGUCGAAGAGGAGAGCAGCAGCAGCGCUGAUGACUACGAUUUGCCCAUUGACGAGCAACAGGACCCGGCCGCUGUAGACAGCCUGGCUGCGCACACAUCCCAUUCGCACUCCCACAACGACUCGGGCUCAUCGCGCAAUUCCUCGAGCGGUGGUGGCGGUCGCAGCGACAAUACCACUCACUCAUAUUCCAGCCUCCUGCUGGAGGAGGAGGACGACAUUGUACCAGUCAAUUUGCAAUUUGGCAACAAGGAAACGAGCGCAACAGAUUUAGAUGUGAGCAAUGGCAACAAGGUGCCAUCCGCCUCGUGCAGCGAUUCGGAAUCACCCACAGAGCCGCUCACCCAGCGACUGGCCGCCAUAUUGCGCUCCAAGUGCGGCGUUUCGGCCAGUAAGGAUGAGCCCUAUUGAGGCGCUACGAGCAUCCGCAAUUUAUAUAUGCAUAUACUAUAUAUAUGUGUGUGCUAUAUACGUAACUAUAUUCUUGUACUUGUACUCGUACUCAAUGAGUUAAAUGUUUACACUUCCUUUGCCCAAAACUAGUGCAUUCGCUUUAUGAACCUAGAAACCGUCCCAAACAGCAUACAACAAAUACUAUAAUAUCUAAUUCCAAAUGCAAUAACUUUAGCUGCGAACUAGUUCUUUCGUUAAAAAAAAACCCAAUUCCCUAGACAAACAUAUCGUACAAACUUAAUAAGUACUUAUUGUAGUCAUAUUUGUAUUGUGUAUGUAAAUGAGUAUAAUCUACGCUCCAAUAACAAUGAAUAUACUUAUAUAUUAUAUAUAUUAUUAUUAAUACAUAUACAUAUACACAUAUAUACACAUACAUAGCGAAUUGUGUAACAGAAUCUAUUUUAGUAAGACACACCCAUGCAAAACGCACAGGACUUGGAAUAUUGUUGGAUAACUUUACACGUUUAGCGUUUUAUAGAGGGCGACUUUUUUCCAAACAAUUUAUAACAUAGUAUUUAAUUAGGAAACGGAAAACGGUUUGGAUAAGUCUGAUAAUAUGGAUGGAGGCAAAUAGUACUACAACUGAAAUGGUCCAAAGUCAUAAACUGUAUUAAACGAAUACCAUAAAUAAUUCUUGUUUUCAAAUAAUAAUGCAUAAGGCAUUAAGACUCUCGUAAUUUAUUAAGAUGUUCUUUGUUUCCGUUUUACGUAAAUAUAUAUUGCGAUCUACAUUUUCCAAUAUACAUAUGUACAUAACCCUAUAGAUAUGUAUCUCAUAAUGCCCGCUCCAUGAGCUUAACUAAAGGACGAAGACACAAAUGCGACAAAUACAUAUAUGAUUAGAUACUAUAUAACUACGUUUAUAGAAAGAGAUUUGAGCAGAUUGAAACCUUUGUAUACCCUUAAUAUUUAUAGCAAUUUAUUGGUGUUUUUAAAUCGGUUCAAGUUCAACUUUAUGUAAUCAUAUUAUAUUCGAAAUGUAUUCUACGUAUAACGGAUUGU